AUGCAGUCAGGUAUUGAACGUUUGCCUAGCGACCUGCAAAAAAGGGUCUAUGGUGAUCUAGACUACCAGUCUCUUAUUCACCUCUCCACCAUGAACCGUUAUUUCCACCAAACCAUCGACCCUCAAGGCAUGGCUGACCCUGACGACAAAGCUCAAUUUGUCAUGCGAGCUGCCAAGGAUUUUGCCCAACAUCGUCCUAGCGAAAAAGGUCACGACUACAAGCCUGGAAACUUUGAAUGCUACGUCUGCUUUCGAGUUCGCUCUCCCGAGCACUUUGACAUGCUGCAGCCUCAGCAUGCGUACGUCGACUCUCACGGCCGUCUGGUUACUGAUCGCGACCCUCAGCCUGGCCGAGACAGGCAAAUCACCCUCCGGCGCUUCUGCAUCGAGUGCGGUGUUCGCGAGGGCCUCCACGCUCCCUUUGACUGCCUCACCACCCGCACCGGCCGCGACCUCUGGGUGUGCAAAUGCCGACGAAUUUGGGCCAAGCCCGGGUGCCUCCGCUGCCCCGACUGCCGCGGAGACUGCCCUCUGAGACCCAAGAAGAAGUUUGGCUUCUAA
Messenger RNA from Akanthomyces muscarius, 561 nucleotides. RefSeq lists its product as uncharacterized. The coding region runs from base 1 to 561 and encodes 186 amino acids. Gene Ontology annotation, molecular function: protein binding. Lineage: Eukaryota; Fungi; Ascomycota; Sordariomycetes; Hypocreales; Cordycipitaceae. The record is from RefSeq and is a predicted model, not a curated record. The transcript has a single exon.